Molecule: messenger RNA, 601 nt
Organism: Hippoglossus stenolepis (Pacific halibut)
Lineage: Eukaryota; Metazoa; Chordata; Actinopteri; Pleuronectiformes; Pleuronectidae
Product: 2-oxo-4-hydroxy-4-carboxy-5-ureidoimidazoline decarboxylase-like
Exons: 1
Coding region: 112-525 (137 amino acids)
Biological process (GO): allantoin metabolic process
Molecular function (GO): carboxy-lyase activity
Source: RefSeq, a predicted model, not a curated record
CCAGAGUCAGGUGACACACACAGCUACUCUUUAAUAACUGCUUGUCUUUUUUUGUAUUUCAAUCCCAAAGAAAAGUUUGGUGGCACUUUUAAGGGGGUUUAGUGCAUAUAAAUGACAUGUACUCUGUGCGUAAUGGCGCAGAUAGACAUUAUAAUAACAGACCUGAGUCAUCACCUGUGUCCAGGUAAAGAGGGCCUCCUCAGGUGUAUCAAUGUCCUCGCGGGCAUGGACCUCCAGAGGGGCACUCUGAGCAGGGAGUCGCGUGAGGAGCAGGCAGGAGCCGGGCUGGACGCGCUGGUGUCCGGGGAGGCCUCGCGCAUGGCCCGGCUCAACGAGCAGUACAAAGAGCGGUUCGGGUUCCCGUUCGUCAUCUGCGCCCGGAUGAGCGACAAGACGAACAUUUUACGGCAGCUGUCCGAGCGCUGUCAGCACGAGCGCACGGUGGAGAGGGAGCGCGGCAUCGAGGAGGUGAAGAAGAUCGGCCGCCUGCGUCUCCAAGGCCUCGUGCGCCAUGACGCACCAUGACCCUACACAUGCUUUUUGUUUUACUCCAAAUGUAUGUGUGCCAUUCAUCCAUUCAAUAAAGGAUGUGGAUCACUGA